CGAAUGUAAGUUAUUUUCACCUUUGGCGACUGAGGCCGCUCACCAUAUCAUUCAUUUCACAUUUCUUUCAUCACCGAGCAUCUACCAUGAUCCCUCCCGGUGGAGACGAAUGCGAGGGCACACGUCUUCUCGCCUGUAUCAAAGCCGCCGGGCUACCAAACCCGACGUCUGUUCAAGAAGAUUUAAAGCGCGAGCACCGCAUCACUACCGUAGAUGAUGCUAUCCCACCCCGAACACUCGCAAAGCAUUCCAACGCUCUGGCGAAUGCGGUUUAGCACAGUUAUCGGCAGCAAUCAAGAAGCUUCCCCCGUCACACGUCGGCCUAGCUCUCAAGGUCCUACUUCUGCAUUUUCUCGCGAUGUAAUGGGGGGCAAGGAGCUAAUUCGUUGCCGAAUGCCUGGCUCGGAAAUCCUAGUGCUGAAAGGAGAUAUCACGGCCAGCACUGCAGAAGCUAUUGUCAAUGCAGCGAACUCUCAAUUGUUACAUGGCGGUGGUCUGGCUGGCGCAAUUGUGGACAAGGGUGGCACUUCCAUCCAAGCCGAAAGCUCGGACUGGAUUCGUCGCCACAGCUCCUUAAAUGUCGGUACUGCAAUGUCAACUGCAAGUGGAAGACUUCCGUGCAAGUACAUCAUUCACGCCGUCGGUCCCAACGUCUCUCAUGCCGCUCAACCAACUCCGGAACAUGCCCAGCAACUCCGUGACGCUGUCUGGAAUGCUCUAGUCGAAGCUGCACGACUCGGAGUGCAGUCUGUUGCAAUCCCUGGCAUUUCAACUGGAAUAUUUGGGUACCCUCGUGAUUUGGGUGCUCGCGAGAUCGUGAACGAAUGCGUUCGCUUCUGCUGCGAAAAUAAGUCAACCUCCGUUCGCAGUAUUGGACUCGUGAAUAUUGACGACCCAACAGUUUCUUGUUUUGUCAGAGCUCUUGAGGACACAGGGCAACUCAAUAACUGCACCCUUGAGUUGCCUCCGAGCCGUGAUUUUUGCUCAAACGAGAACAUAAGGCCACCUCAAAAUUUAGCGAUUUCAGAAAACGUUUGGCCGUCGCUGAAAUGUUAUUCAAUGCAAGACAAUUCGGAUGAUUGGACACCGGACCAAUCGGACGCUAAAACGAGAUCGAACAGAGGACACACAGCCAUUCAUAAAGCAGGAGGGGUGUUACUGGCAAGAGCGGGUGCAUCAGGCAUGGAGGUUCUUGUAGGUGUAGAAUAUCGUCCGAUGGACAAAAACCCGGCUCGCUAUGUCAACUUUCUUGGUGGAAAAAUCGAAUAUGGGGAGUGCCCCGUCGAGACCGCCGCACGAGAGUUUAGUGAAGAAGUUGGCGGCAAUUUCACAAAGAAUGAAAUGAUACAGCAUCUCAAUGACGCGACAAAGAGUAUUGAGUUGUGGCUUCCAUUCGCCAAGUACAUGCUCUACAUUUCGCAUUGGGAUGUCGAUGAACGAGCGGAUAACUUACCAGAAAUGUAUGCCAGACGAAGGAAGGGAGCCCGCGGUAUCGGAAGAGGGGCCGAGCAUGACUUUCUGAUGUGGCUUUCCUGGGACGCACUGAUCGAAGCAGCAAAGCAGAACCAUGGACGAGUGAGCACACCGUGGGGGAAGAUCCCAAUCUCGUCUAUGAUAUGUCGAUUUCUCGCCAGAUAUCAGACUACGGCGGCGCAUACAUUCAACCGACUCAUUGUAAACAAAAUCAUGGAUAGUGAACGAGCGCGAAUUCGACGUCUCAAGUCACUUAGCGAUGCUGAUUUAAUCAGCAAUUUGCUUCGAAGUGACUGGAAAUUGUCGUUAACGAGUCCUCCGAUGGCUCCUCCAUCACCCAUACAAGUGCUGCAACCCAAUGACUCAGAAUAUCAGCGUGUCUUGAGCACAAUGCCAGCGGAGAUGUCGUCUAAUGUUGUGAGCGUGAGGCGCGUCAAAGCGUCUGCGCGGGAGAGUGAAUAUAUUUCCGAACUGAAGCGAAUCCAAGCAACUAAAGCUUCUGUAGGUGAAACGGAGCCUCUGUAUCACGGAACACCUGAACGAUGGCGUGCAACUGCUAUUGCGUUGAAUGGCUUUGACUUAUCAAUUAAGCUCGUUGGUCGGUCGUACGGUGACGGUGUGUAUUCUUCUCCAGACAUUAAUGCUGCAUAUCACUACAGCUCCACAAAAACAGGGGGAUCCUUACUGCAUCUGCGCGGUAUCAUAGCAAGCAAUUGCCAGUCUUCAAGCGACAAUACCAUUCUCCCUGGUAAUGGUUUCCACGUGUUUCCCAACCCACGAUGUGUUCUACCCCUAUUAAUCGUAGAUUUCGCCGCUGCAAAUUCUCAGGAUCUUGACAUGGAGCGUCAAGCAAUCCAAGACGACUACAAUGCCAUGCUUGAGAAGCGCAAGGCCAUGGAGACUUCAAUGAAGGUGAAAGAAGCGACUUUCUGCCGUGAGAUGGCUGCAAGACUUCGUCGCGCGCUCAACGUGUACUCGAAGACUUUCGAAGAGUAUGAGAAAAGCGUCAAAGAUACCAAAACCGACACACCAGUGACUCCUGAUGAAACAAACCAAGCCUCUUUGCGUCGACUACUGAUGGAACGUCAACAAUUCGCUGCUUGCUUGCCCAUGUACGAGAAGAAACAUGAACUUGUUGACGUUCUUCAGCACAACCAGGUGGUUAUUAUUACAGCAGACACAGGUUCAGGGAAAAGUACGCAACUCCCUCAGAUUUUUAUGGAUAAUAUCCUUCCUCACGAAAAGACAAGACGGAUUGCUGUACUGCAACCUCGACGUGUGAACGCUGUGUCGCUUUCUAAACGAGUUGCUGAAGAGAGGGGCUUGCCUCACGGACAAGAGAUCGGAUACUUAAUUGGUCGAGGCGAGAGCAACGUAUCGGACACGACACGCGUUGAGUACAUGACGCACGGGCUUUUUGUCCAGCUCGCGCAUGAUUGGAAGGAACUGUUGGCCAAGUAUUGUGUCGUUAUUGUCGAUGAAGCGCAUGAACGUUCAGUAGACGUGGAUCUCUCUCUUGCUCUGCUGAAACGCGCACUAAGACAGCUCAGACAGCUUCAACAGAGUGAAAGUACGUCCGCCGAUAUAAAAUUCCGUGUGGUGGUGACAAGUGCGACGAUUAAGGAGGAAGCGGAGCAUUUUCGACAGUAUCUGGACCCUUCGUUGACGCGUUCGGCCAUCUUCGCCGUCACUGGCUGCGCUUUUCCGGUUCAUAUUGAGCAUCGCUCCGACGUUAUCGUCGACCAACAGAUUGUUGGCACUGCUGGCGUAGGUAAAGUGCUCACUUCAGCAGCAAUUCAGACGGCAAUGGAUAUUCUACGAACGACGGAAGCGGGAAACAUUCUCAUCUUCCUACCAGGUGAAGGAAGCAUUAACGAUGCCUUGGAGAUGGCACGCCAGGAUAUCUUGAUGGCGUCAAACAGUCAAGAAGCGAAGGAUGCUCGCGUUGUUGAUUCCGACACGGUAUUUUGUUUCCAACUGGCUGUUGAUGUCCAAAGAGGCGACAACGAACAUUCAAAAAGAAUGUUUUCCCGGAAAAAAUCCAUAUCAAAAAUGAGGAAUAUCAAGGUCUGUAUCCUUGCAUUCCACGGCAAAAUAUCUCGGGCUCAGCGCGAUCACGUUUUGAAUCCGCCCCCAGACCAGCGCUUCGUUAUCUUCUCGACAAAUGUCGCUGAGACUGGUGUUACUUUACCGAACGUUCGCUAUGUGAUCGAUACAGGACUUGAACGUCGUGUGCGCUGGAACGCUUCUGUCGACGUGAACGAGAUGGUCACGGAACAUGUAACGCAGUCAUCCAUGACGCAACGCGCUGGUCGGGCUGGACGAACUGCGUCAGGCAUCUGUAUUCGACUGUUUCCAGAGGACCAAGACUUGUCAUCACCUUCCUCGGCAGAAACAAGCACGCGCCGAAGUGUUGAGCCUGCUGUGCAGAAUUCUAUGAUCUACAAGGCAGUGCUACUUGACAAGGAUUUGCAGCGACAAAAUGAAAGGUUGGAGAUGAUUGAUCCAAUCAACACGUCUCUUUUCGAACGAGCUGAAGCGCGAUUACACGAGCUAGGAGCACUGGAUGAAAAUGGUAUUUUGACGCCAGAAGGGGGCGUGUUAUUGUCACUCGGUGUGGAUGUACGACUUGGAAGAUUUCUCAUCGCUUGCAGUCGCUUCGGCUGUCUCGCCACUGGAGCGAAACUCGCUGCUCUUAUUACUGCAUCGAAUGGCGCCGAACGUCUUUUACCAGACCGUAAACGAUUGCAUCUUGUCACGAAAUUUGACGAGUACAUUGACCCGUCUGGUGACCAUUUGACUUUGCUGAACAUUAUCAACGGUUAUUAUGGCGCUGUGGAACAGCAGAAAGCGAUGAAAUGGUGUCGGGGGUGUGGAUUUGAUGAGGAAGUGUUUACAAGUGCCGAGAUCUCGUACGAAUAUCUGCUCAAGGUGCUUGAUCGCCUCCAAUUCGACCUGGUGGAUGACGCGGAUACAGUUGAACAGAACAAUGGGAUCGGCUCUAGUAUUCGCCGAGCAUUGUGUUCUGCUUACUUUGAUCAAAUCGCUGCAACACGGACUCCUGGCAUCCCGACAGCAGGGUUUACACGGAUUCUUGACUCGGCAAAACGUAAUGGAGCUCUUGAUAUGAUGACCGACUUUGCUGGGCGCACACAACCGGCGGCAUCAUCGUCCGACAAGGACAGUGAUCCACCUGAACCAAUCGUGAAAGCUGGGAGUUACACGACGUUAUGGCUCGAUCAGGUCUCUCAGAGCAAGAAUGUAGGCCGGUUGGUGAUUUUUGGCUCGCAAAUGCUGACGGAUGGAUCUCAACGAGCAGAACCAACUGUGCAAUUGAUCUCUUAUGUUACAGAAGAGGAAGUAGCAGCUGGGGCACCAGAGUGGUGUCGUCUUGUCGACUUUAAGGACCUGUUACAGUCCUCAGCGCAAGAGAUCAUACGGUUGGAACUCAGUGAUGGCGUCCGGAGAUAUGUCGUGAUGGAUCGCGGUGCGUGGCUGAAGCAGUUGCGGCGCAAGUUCCCGGCAGCGACUGCAACUGUAAACAGGAACACUUUAGUCGUCACGUGUCCACGUCGUAUGAGCGCUCGUGUAGAUUUUGAAGUCAGGAAGCUGUUGCGAGUAGUCGAGCCGGAGAAGGUGACGCUGCAAUUGCCCGAUCACGUCGAAAUGGGGAAAAUUAUUGGCAAGGGUGGUCAGAACAUUAAAGCUCUCGAGGAGAAUAUCCAGGAGCUUCUGUCAAGUGAGCAGGGCGGUGUUGGUCGUCGACAUGUGGAAAGUAUGCGAAUCUUGGAUAUUAACAGCUCCUCUCGAGAGAUCACGAUUACUCUGGUUGGAGAAGCCAAGGUGCUCAUGCCUGUGAUCGUGGGGCGCAUCCAAUCGUCGAUUGUCCAAACGCACGGCGACAAUAUGCUGCCCUUGGUCACCAGGGCUUUAGGUGAUCAUGGUCAAGAAAUGCAGCACCAUCCGCGACUCGCGCAGAUACUGAAUUGUGUUGCACCACCGAGUUGGCAGUCACGCGACGACAUCAUGUUGCAGCUGGCGCAUGCGCUCGUGUGGAAGUGCGAUGUAAGUAUCUAUGGAGGUUUUCUGCGAGACUGGGUUGUCCGUGGUGAGCCUGCGAAUGACAUAGAUGUCCAGAUCCUGCCACCACAAACAACAACUGCGUCUGUACAGCAACAACUUCAACAACAUCUUGCCCAAACACCGGGAGCACUUCAACGCCAAGUCCAAAUUACCAGUGGCAGACAGAAGGGAUCAGCAUUUGCUCUUGCAAUAUGUGCAGACGGAAUUUCCUCGAUCGACAUCGACCUCGUGGACCCUUCGGCAGUGCUGCAACAGACUCACCCGGGUGUGGAUUGCGAUGCCGGGAAUCUACUGCUCAAUCGACAGCAAUCGCUUCGGAAGAAAAUACCUACCGCCGGGGAUUCACUUGCAGCUGCGUUGGAGAACGUAGGCAAAAAGCAAUUCGUGUUCUAUUACCCGCUACAUUCUGGCGCGCCAGCCCAAAGCAUGGCGAUCAAGCGACUGAGGAAGUAUUUAAAACGAGGAUGGACUUGUCUCUCCGACGUUCCUUCGGAGGUAAUGCAGCAACUGACAGACGCGGAGCGCCAACGAGUAACCAAGGCUACGGUCGGAUAAGUGGAUUGCCAUGAUGAACUCGCGUCUUUGAUGUUUUUAAAAGGCUCUCUAGGAGAACCGGAAAAAGUCAAGUAGAAGGCCACUUAACCACGAAAUCGUCUCAUUUUCCCAAUACAGUAAGUAAAAUCAACUAAUAUGCCAUAUAGGAGUACCCUAAGUUAGCUAAAAGGAGUAGGCUACUAAGGAGAAGAAACAGGAGGGUGGAAGAAAUAGCCUGCAUGACUGCCAACCACCGCAAACAUCCCCACUAGAAACAAUAACAUAUUUACAAGAACGAACUUG
Molecule: messenger RNA, 6393 nt
Organism: Phytophthora nicotianae INRA-310
Lineage: Eukaryota; Oomycota; Peronosporomycetes; Peronosporales; Peronosporaceae
Exons: 1
Coding region: 214-6111 (1965 amino acids)
Cellular component (GO): intracellular anatomical structure
Molecular function (GO): ATP binding; RNA binding; hydrolase activity
Source: RefSeq, a predicted model, not a curated record